CAAUAAUGGUUCAAAUAGAUUUAUUGCCGGUAUCUGACAUCUUCAUUCAGACAUAAUGGAAGAAUACGAGCGCGGUUACGGAAAGCAGAAGCUUUUAACUCAGUCCGUUGGUUUAUAUAACAUACAACUUCACAUUUUACCGAUAGUCUACACCACUCAAUGGCUACUAAAAUACACUGUACUGUUCUAAUUGUCAAAUGUUGUCUUUAUCGUCGCCUCUAUUGAUAGCAAAGGUCGCGUUUGGUAAUACCAAAGGUGUCUGAAAUAGUUUCAUCUGACUGUCAGUGCUGAUGUAGUGACAAUACGCUUUUGGCCUUGCCUUGUUCAUUUUACWAUUCGGCGACGUACAGAGAAAUCCACUGGGCUGGAAACAAUCGUAAAUAUUUGCAUAGAGUAACAUACAAUAGUAGCUAUUAUAGUACAACUGAUUUAGCGCUGAAACGACUUUGAAAUACUUAAAAAAACUGACGGAAUUAGAACUGCAUUAAAUUAGAACGGUAUUUGAGAGUACAGGUUGUUUGUCCAGAUGGAAUUGAUGAUAUUUGAACCAGCAAGUUUUCACCACAAUUCAACAAACUCUUCAAACAGCACAACUGAGUCGAUGAGAAGUGAGAGCGUUGAGUUCAAGACUGUCAAGAUAUUCUUUUACUUUCUGAUCUUCGUUUGCAGCACGUUUGGAAAUGUCACAGUUGCGUAUAUCAUUGGCACUACAAGAAAAAUGCGAACUUCUUCGAACUAUUUAAUCUUGAACUUAGCAAUUUGUGACACUCUUACUCCAAUGAUAAGCAUUCCUUUUGACUUUGGACUAGAAGAAAAUGGAUAUAUCUGGUGUUAUGGGGGUUUUCUGUGUAAACUUCUAUGGCCUGCGUCUACUUUAACAAGUACAGCUUCAGCUCUGACUCUAGCAGUUAUAGCUCUAGACAGGUAUCGCCUCAUUAUGCAUCCAUUUAAACCAAGAUUAACGUCCAAAGUGAUCCGAUUGUCUAUUGUCUGUGUAUAUGUCUUGUCUAGUGUCGUAGUCGCACCCUAUAUCAUUGUACUAAGGCUUAAGAACGGACAAUGCAGUGAGGGCUGGCCUGAUUUUACAUACAGGAAGGGUUAUACCCUGGUGUUGUUCAUGGUGCAGUAUGGGUUACCCCUUCCUUUCAUGGUCAUCAUGUAUAUAUUAGCAUUAAAGAACUUAUACAGUUCCACACAACGAACUUCUGACAUGAAGAAUCAAUUCGUGAAAAGCAGCCAAGAGCCAAACGGGACGACAGCUGARAACAACAGCAACACUGGCACAAAGAAACAGAGAAAGGAAAGCAGAUAUAUAUUGAGACAGAUGAAAGAACACGAGGCAAAUAAAAGAGCAACCAUUAUGUUUAUUGUUGUCGUGCUUGUUUUUGCCAUCUUUAUGCUUCCUAAUCAGAUCAUCUGGCUUUGGGCGGAUUUUGGUGACGGUCUUUCAAGACCAGGAUUCGAGAAAGCAAUGAUUAUAUGUUGGUUAUUCACUUAUUCGAACUGUGUCUUUAAUCCRGUCAUCUUUACCAUAUUCAGCAAAGACUUCAGAAAUGGCUUCAAGAAAAUCUUUACAAAGAAAUGUUUUAGGKAGUCAGGGAAGAUUAGUAGUCCUGAAACAUCMGUAUAUUUACGCCCUUCAAUCCACUCUAUGGUCUCAAAUGGACCUUCAAGUUAUGCACCCCUCGAUUCAGCUGAGACUGUACUAUAACUGAGAUCAGUGAAAUGGAAAUAUGGGAAGUACAUGGAAGGCUUAAAGGUAAAAGAAAAAAAAACAAAUUAUCUAUCUAUCAGUGGUAGACCUAUGACACGCUGCUUUCGUUCAUGUUAGGAAGACAGUAAUGAGCCUAAAGCGAUUAAAAAAACAUCUGUGAAUCAUUGGUGGUUAGAACUCACAGCAACACYUGAACUUGUGCCCGCAAGAUAACUAUGAUUAYUAACGUAUGUGAAUUUGUGCAACGAGAUGAUUUCAAGUUCAGUUUGCAAUCAUUGCACUUGGCUCACAAGUUUUUAAUGACGACAAUUACCMUGGAAAUGAUUAAAGARUUAAACCAUCUGAUACCAUAGCAACAUAUCAGGCAAUAUAGAUAGAGAUUUAAUGAGUGGUAAUAAUGUUUACGUUAACAGCCGAUCCAAAGUCAAUUGACACCGAAGCUGUCUGGGCAUAAUUCGCCCAAAGGUUUUUAGAAGAACAUCAAAACAUGAACUAUCCAUUUGUUAAUGGAAGAACUCGAUAUGUGGUGCUCUAUGAGUGAGAUUGAUCAUUUUAACAUGAACA
Molecule: messenger RNA, 2278 nt
Organism: Exaiptasia diaphana
Lineage: Eukaryota; Metazoa; Cnidaria; Anthozoa; Actiniaria; Aiptasiidae
Product: orexin receptor type 2-like
Exons: 1
Coding region: 527-1711 (394 amino acids)
Biological process (GO): G protein-coupled receptor signaling pathway
Cellular component (GO): membrane
Molecular function (GO): G protein-coupled receptor activity
Source: RefSeq, a predicted model, not a curated record